UAAUUUUAUUAUUUUCAUGUUGACCUGAGUAUCAGUAUCCUAUCAGUUAUCAGACUUUGGUCUGGUUUUGAUUGUGGCAGUUGACUGGCUAGCUUAGCUAAUAAUAAUCUAGAUCUAGCUGAAUUUUUUAAAAUUAAUUCUAGACCCUCUUGAUUUAUUAAUGAGUUUAGUCAUGCUGCUUACUUAGACUAGGCCUUCUUACUUAGUACCUAGAAUAGAUUACUAGAUCUAAAUAAUAAUUAAGAUUAGGCCUAAAAGUUAUUUAUAUUAAAAUAUAUCUGUGUUGAACAGUGACUACUAAAGUUAAAUGACUUAUGCAAAUUACAGUGAUAGCCUUAUCUAAUAAUGAUCAAUGGAAAAGCUACACAUAUUUAUCUUUGCACUUAACAAGUUUUUGAACAGUAAUUCUAAACUGCCAUUUUUGACUACUGCAGCUUUGAAAUUGCUAAAAAGUUAUCAGUGCCCAUAUAGCAUUGAUUAUGCCUGUGUACAGUACCGACAUAGGAGGAAAUUUUUAAAAUGCUCUUCACUUAAUCUUAAGCCUCAUCAUAACAGUUGCAGGAAUAGCUUUCUACAACACUACUCACUGAAAAACCCAGCUGCUUUAUUCAACAAUAACAGUUUGCAGUUUUCUGCUAAUACAAGCAUGACACCUAUAGUUGAAAAUCAAGCUGAUUUAAAAACUGGGAAGCCUCAUACCUUGUUUUGCUAUGUAUAUAACAAUUCUGAUGGUGUACUUAAUCCAGCUGUUUGUACAAGACACACAGAAAAUGAAAGUCAUUACACUAAACCUGAUUUCAAAGAUGUUAUACAAAGGAGCACUGCCUGUCUUUUAAGUGGUGGAGUUGUUGCUGUUCCAACAGAUACAAUUUAUGGUAUAGCUGGUCUAGCUCAAAAUGUUGAUGCUGUCAACAGAAUUUAUGAAAUUAAAAAAAGAAACUUUCAGAAUCCUGUUGCUAUCAGUGUUGCAACUAUUGAUGAUAUUUAUAGAUGGGGAAAAGUAAAUAUUCCUAAACAGAUUUUAACAGAACUCUUGCCAGGUCCAGUAACUGUUGUUUUUGAAAGAAGUCCUGAUUUAAAUCCUCUUCUCAAUCCCAACACAAAUUUGGUUGGUAUUCGUAUACCAAAAAAUGACUUUAUGCAGGAAUUAGUUAAACAAUGCAAUGGUCCUAUUGCCCUGACCAGUGCUAAUAUCAGCGGAGCAAAAAGUUGUCUAGAAAUUGAGGAGUUUAAAAACUUAUGGAACAGCCUUGACCUUAUUGUGGAUGGAGGAAAGAUCAAUGAUACAGAAGAGUCUCGUCUGGGUUCUACUGUUGUUGACUUGUCAGUAUCUGGAAAAUUCCGUAUUAUCAGACCAGGGAGUGCAUACCAAGCCACUAGCUCUUGUUUGAGAAGAUUUGGCCUGCAGGAAGUCAAGGAUGUUACAGUAUCAGAGAGAUAGCAUAAGCAUAACUUCUAGGUACUUUUUAUUUGAGAAAAUGCUACUGUUACAAAUGUUUUACUGUACAAAUAAAUAGUUCCUUGUUUAAAGAUUUCUGAUGUAAAAAUAUGUUAUUAAGUGUUGUUGUUAAAUACCUUUAAUAUUUUGUUUUCUAUGUUGUUUUCAAAACCUACUAACACUAACAGUCUCCAAAAUAUAUUUUCACCUUUCUUUUUUGUUAAGGCCUACAUAAUUUGUUUCUGAGAAUAUUCAACAUUAUACAAGUCUCAUUAAUUGAUUUAAAUUUGUUAAAUGGUGGAUCCCAUUGUUCACUUGAUA
Messenger RNA from Physella acuta, 1759 nucleotides. Its product is annotated as threonylcarbamoyl-AMP synthase. Gene Ontology annotation, cellular component: cytoplasm. Gene Ontology annotation, biological process: regulation of translational fidelity. Lineage: Eukaryota; Metazoa; Mollusca; Gastropoda; Physidae. The record is from RefSeq and is a predicted model, not a curated record. Gene Ontology annotation, molecular function: tRNA binding; nucleotidyltransferase activity; double-stranded RNA binding.